AUGGCGGCCGAGUCCAAGUCACCAAAUUCUGUUGAUUUUCACGACAAGGACCUAGAAUGCGACGAGGUAAUCGCCUCCAGUCAUUCAACUUCCCUCUUUGAGAAAGAGCAAGAACGCAGCCAAAGACCGCUCGAUCCAGAUGUAGAACAUGGCAUUCCGGUUAUCGACACCAGUCAGGAUGCGGACGAGAAGACGCCGCCCGUCACAACCGUCGACCACGACCCAAAUGUCGUCGAUUGGGAUGGGCCAAAUGACCCUGAGAAGGCCAUCAACUGGCCCAACAGGAAGAAAUGGUCAAACGUGGCCAUCAUCUCCACCGUCACCUUCCUGACACCUCUAGCUUCGUCGAUGGUUGCGCCGGCCACACCCUUAAUCAUGAAAGAGUUCCAUUCUUCCAACGAGACGAUUGCCAGUUUCAUUGUCUCCAUUUAUAUCCUGGGUUAUGCCCUCGGCCCUCUAUUUCUCGCUCCUUGUAGCGAAAUAUGGGGCAGACUGCCUAUUUACCACAUUUGCAACUUUAUGUUCGUUAUCUGGACGAUGGCUUGCGCUUUGGCUCCAGGGAUGGGCUCCUUGUUGGUUUUCCGUCUUCUGGCGGGUAUUGCUGGAAGUUGCCCGCUCACCAUUGGUGGCGGUUCGAUCGCAGACCUCAUCGUCCAAGAGAAGAGAGGUGGAGCCAUGGCCUUGUUUGCGUUGGGACCACUGAUGGGCCCGGUCAUCGGCCCGGUGGCAGGUGGCUAUCUGGGAGAAGGCGCAGGCUGGCGCUGGAUCUUUUGGGUCAUCACGAUUGCUGGUGGUGUCGCCUUGUGCUUCUCAGUCAUCUUCAUGCGCGAGACUUUCGAGCCAGUUCUCCUUCAGUGGCGGACAAAACGGUUUCGAAAGGAAACGGGCAAUCCCAACCUUCGCUCCAAGCUCGACCAGGGUAUUCCCACGCGCGACUUCUUCAUCCGCGCCCUCGUUCGACCCACCAAAAUGCUUAUCUUCUCCCCGAUCGUACUGCUGCUGUCUGUCUACAUGGCAGUCAUCUACGGCUACCUCUACCUCCUGUUCACCACGCUCACCAUAGUCUUCGAAGGACAAUACCAUUUCAGUCAAGGCACAGUGGGCUUGAGCUUUCUCGGGAUCGGAAUUGGUUCCAUGACUGGCCUAGUCAUCUUUGGAGCGCUGUCAGACAAAGUGGUGAAGAAGAUGUCCGCCAAGGGAGAAAUGAAGCCAGAAUACAGGCUGCCGCCGCUCAUUCCUGGCAGUUUAGUCAUUCCAAUUGGCUUGUUCUGGUACGGAUGGUCCGCGGACAAAGCCAUUCAUUGGAUCAUGCCCAUCAUUGGCACUCUCUUCGUGGGACUGGGCUUGCUUGCCACGUUCAUGCCUGUGCAAACGUAUCUCGUCGAUGCCUAUCACAUUCAUGCGGCCUCGGCAAUUGCUGCCAACACGGUUUUGAGGAGUUUGAUGGGUGCUUUCCUUCCAUUGGCAGGGCCUGGUAUGUACGCGGCUCUAGGCCUGGGUUGGGGCAAUUCUCUGCUCGCAUUUAUUGCGCUUGCUAUGGCGCCAAUGAGCUGGAUCUUCUUCCGAUAUGGAGAGAAGAUUCGGAAGAAGUAUCCGGUCAAAUUGUGA
This is a messenger RNA of Cladophialophora psammophila CBS 110553, 1608 nucleotides long. RefSeq lists its product as uncharacterized. The transcript has a single exon. Gene Ontology annotation, molecular function: transmembrane transporter activity. The coding region runs from base 1 to 1608 and encodes 535 amino acids. The record is from RefSeq and is a predicted model, not a curated record. Gene Ontology annotation, biological process: transmembrane transport. Lineage: Eukaryota; Fungi; Ascomycota; Eurotiomycetes; Chaetothyriales; Herpotrichiellaceae.